Molecule: messenger RNA, 1218 nt
Organism: Eimeria maxima
Lineage: Eukaryota; Apicomplexa; Conoidasida; Eucoccidiorida; Eimeriidae
Exons: 1
Coding region: 1-1218 (405 amino acids)
Source: RefSeq, a predicted model, not a curated record
AUGGCGAAGACGGACACUGACGCAGCUGUACCCGUAGCCCAGGUGGGGCAGGAAAAAGAAAUUGUACAGGGCAGCAUGCGUCCUGCGGCGAUAGGAGACGAAACCCUUAAGAGCAAUGUAGACGUUGACGACGUUGCUUUCCCUUUAAAGCCCAAAAGGGAUAAGAUUCCGGCUAAAUCGUUUAUCGCCUUGUGUGCAGGGUUGGCGGCUCUGCUGCUAGCGGCAAUUCUGCCGAUGGGAGAUGUGAAGUUGCACAGUUACACACCAUUUUUACAUCUGGAUGAUUCCAACCUGCAGAAGUACAAGGGGGAGUUGGUCGAAGCGUCAAAGAAGAUGGAGGAAAGAUGGCAACAGGCAAGUCCUGUUGUGCAGACAACCUUCACCAAGUUCUUCAUUCCGUCCCCAUCAGAAAAUGAACAGCUUCCUGUUGAUCCCUUGCAGACCGUGCGGUCUCAUAUUUCUAGAAUGCUUGAGUGUAAGGUCCCAUUUUCCUUAAAUACUACGGGAAGGAAGGACUACGCUCUGCAAAUGCGGCUGCUGACGUCCCUCUGUAUUGCCGUCGUCGAUCGCCUAGACGAGGUGGAGGAGAUGCUCCAACAAAACGAACGUGUUGGCGUACCGGUGCCAAUUGAGGGUCUUGACGAGCGGUACGCCUUCCCGAGUCUAGAGGAGUUGGAGGGGACGUAUAAUCCGAAGAUGCCGGCGGUGGAAUUCUUUACAUUGAUGGGGGUGACGCCUUCACUCAAGCCUGAAGAAUUGGCAGAGUUACCGGAAGUGGACAGGUGCUUGGGCGACACACUUGUGAAUCUGCUUAAAUUAGAACGCCAACGGAUAGACCACAACCGGAGUGCUUUAGAGGCAUUCGCAGGUUCCCUCGGUUCAUUUGAAGGCCCUUUCCACUUGAGCCCAGCGAAGAAGGUGGACUUCGUUAUUCCUUACACAGGAACUACCUUCAAAACAUCCAUCCUUGGAGAUUUUUUCCAGCUUAUGUAUCCGGAUCACUUCAGCACUCCAAGGAAUGAGUUUCAUUUGAAGCUCCACCGAAUUGGACGCAUGUGGUCGUCGGAAAGUGUCUUGGAGGCGGCAAAGAAGCAGCAAGAAGAUUUCUUUAAAGCAUGGUCAAGAUCCAUAAAUCUAAAAAGGAGCGUUAUGCAAGAUUUAAUGGGAAAGAACGUGCAUCGUGAUGAUCUUCUGAUGUAUUGCAUCUUUAUCCUGUAG